CAUUUCUGUCAAUUUGUUUUCUAUAUAAUCUCAGCUUCCGUGCACCCCCCCGAAUUUCCACUUUGACUGCACUCUUUGAUGAUUUUAUCUCUCUGUAACCGUUUUUAGGUCUUUGUGUGUCUGUAUUUCGAUCUGGGUCUUGAGUUUGAGGUUUUCUUGUUUCUUUACUGGAACUGGGUUUUUUUCCUCCUUGGUUUUCUCUGGUUGUUGAAUUGGUUGAGGUGUAAGUAACAGCCGUGGCGAUCGGAUUGUGGAUAAGAGAACAGUAUGCGGUGGUGGCUGACUCUUUCUGUUGAUGUGUUUCGAAAAGUCAUCUCUUUGAACCUUUAUUGUAGAGUUAUUCUGUAAUUUCAUCUUCUAAUCCAGACCCUUGAUUCUUUUUGGCUUUCUUUCUUCUCUAGUUUCCAUGGGAUCCUCUUUUUUUGUUGUCGUUCCUUGUUAUGUACGCCAGAUUAGCUGAAUAUUAGCGAAACCCGUUCCUAAAAUUCUUUUUGUUUAUCUUCCCUUCAUUUGUGCCGUUGGAUUUGGUGCUUGGUUGUGUUUUAUUGGUCUAUUGAUCUCUCUAGUUAGAUAUUUUCAGUAUUUCUGUAUUGGUGGAUAAUUUUACUCAAUUUUCUUUGGGAAUCAUUGUGGUUUACCGAUUACUGUUUUCGAAGUUUUCCUGUGGAAGAUUGUGUUGUUUAUUGUAUAUUGAAGGGUGGGAAGUAGUUAUGGUGUGCCAAGCAGCUAGCCAAACAAGAUUCCGGGCGUUGAAAUACGAACAUGGGAUUGCAGGGAGUGCCACCAUAAUAGUUAGAGUCAUAGCAUGCUUUCAACCACUUAAGUUUUGCCAGGCUGAAUAUUUCCGACAUUUGCUUAAACCUGUCACGUAGAUUAGUUUUACACUUUUCGUUUUCAAGUUAAGUUGGUAUUUUUUUUCAAUUAUCAUCAAGAGAAGCAUCUAGUAACAGCAAUUCCUACUACAGACAUCCUUCUUUUGGCAAUUGUUUUGUUUGGAUGGGAGAAGACUGUGGAUCCUGGUUCCCUCAGGAGCAACUGGGCGGGCAAGUGCCCAAUUUGACUUAUCUGGGUGCUCCAGUUGGCUUGGGGCUACAAUGUUCUAUUUCUAGAAUCAUGAACCAUGACACUAAUAUGACUUUGACAAAUGGAACAUUGCCAAUUAACACAUAUCCUGAGCUACCUCACUCUCAGGUUGUCCAGGCAAAUGAACCUCAAGGUUGGUUUUAUAGUUUGCCCUGCUUUCGAGAGGCCUUUACGCCUGCUUCAAACUCUCCUCUCAAAGAACAACUACCUGCUUGCCCUUAUCAGAAUAUUGGUGAGGCCAUCAAACCAAAUGCAGGGUUUGGGUAUGUGCAGAAGAGAUUUCUUGUUUUUGAUCAAUCAGGGGACCAAACAACUUUGAUGUUUAGUUCUGGGAUUGGGACUCCUGUUCAGUGCCUGACUUCUUGGGGUCCAAGACAAUUUGAUGCUUAUAAUUUGAGUGGGAAUGAUCCCACAGUGAAGGGAGAUGCAAAUCUUCAAACUGGACCAAAUUCAUACAAAGAAUUGGAUGAGACUAAGGGGGCUGAUGUGCAUAGUGAAAUGCAUGAGGACACCGAAGAACUCAAUGCAUUGCUGUACUCUGAUGAUGAUAGUGAUUACACUGAUGACGAUGAAGUCACUAGCACAGGUCAUUCCCCUAAUAUAAUGACAGCUCACAAAAAGCAAGAUUGGUUUGAGGUAAGCACAGAAGAGGUUGCUAGCUCUGCUGGACCUACCAAAAAGCGGAAACUUCUUGAUGUAGAUUAUGAUGAUGUAUCUUUGCCAAUGGUCACUGCCAAUUCUAUGAAAUUUAGCCCACACCUUGAGAUUGAGGAUGAUGCAGUAUCUAGUUGUGGCAACAGCCAGAAUCCAGUAUAUGGUGAAACGGGCUCUGUAUCAGGCAACAAGAGGAUUAGAAAGGAUAAAAUACGAGAGACGGUCAGUGUUCUCCGAAGCAUACUUCCUGAUGGAACUGGCAAGGAUGCAAUGGUAGUUCUUGAUGAAGCCAUUGAUUUCUUGAAAUCCUUGAAGCUCAAAGCUAAAGCUUUUGGACUGGAGAAUCUUUGAAACUGUUAAAUAUUUUGCCUUUAGUAUAAUAGUUAUCAUUGUUAAUUCUCAUAGAUUAGAAGUUGCUAUUGGAGUGUCCAGAAUAAAAGAAAGGUCCAUAGUAGUUGGGCUUGGAUUCUGCAGAAGAUUGGAAUUACUAGGCAAGGAGGAAUUUGGAAGUAAUGAAGUGGGAAGCUUGAAUUUUACCUCCUGGUGAUGAAGUUGAAAAUUAGAAGAUUGUAAUAUCUCUCUAUAGUCUCUAAUGGCUGUUUCUCAGGGUUUAGAGGAAGUCGGCUAGCUGUGUGAACGAGAUGACUAUUUAUUGCAGCGGGGCCUCCAGAAACGGGGCGAGUGCACGCCCGUUACGUGUUUUUGGGGCCCAACUUUCACUUUCUCCUGCUUUUCGGUGUUUAACAGCCGUGGGCCUGCUGGCCUCCUCUAUUUUAUCAUACAACUUCCCAGAAGGACCCCAAAAUCACCAUUAAAUGCGUAGUCAAUUGGUCCAGCCAUUGUUAUCGCCUGCCACUCUUAAAGCGGUAACAAAACUCUUGUUUGGUAUGGUGGGCUAGGGCUAAGUAUCCGGUUUUCUUCAUGUUAUUGUAAUAUGAUUGAGGAAAGACUUGUUUGUAUGUUUGGUUGCUGUUAUUUAUUAUUAUCAGCUGUGUGUGAUGAUACGUUUGGUUGAACGUGAAGGUUAUUUAAUAUUUGUUUGUCUUUA
This is a messenger RNA of Mangifera indica (mango), 2785 nucleotides long. RefSeq names its product transcription factor bHLH145-like. The transcript is spliced from 4 exons. The record is from RefSeq and is a predicted model, not a curated record. Gene Ontology annotation, molecular function: protein dimerization activity. Lineage: Eukaryota; Viridiplantae; Streptophyta; Magnoliopsida; Sapindales; Anacardiaceae. Bases 997 to 2088 code for a protein of 363 amino acids.